This is a messenger RNA of Cavia porcellus (domestic guinea pig), 4374 nucleotides long. RefSeq names its product arylsulfatase B (gene Arsb). The transcript is spliced from 8 exons. Lineage: Eukaryota; Metazoa; Chordata; Mammalia; Rodentia; Caviidae. The record is from RefSeq and is a predicted model, not a curated record. Bases 167 to 1729 code for a protein of 520 amino acids.
ACUAUUGGGGUUCCAGGGAGCCGAGUCCGUUCCGCUCAGAGGCGCUGGGGGCGGGCUGCGGCCAGGCUGGGGGUGGAGCCGAGGCGGGGUGGGGAUACUCCCACCCUGUUCCCGUUCUCUCCGCGACAGAGGCUGUGGCGGCGCAUACCCGAGACUGGCGCGCGACAUGGGGCGGCCCCGAGGCGCCGGCCCGCUGCUCCAGCCGCUUCUCUUGCUGCUGCUCGCGCCGCCGAGCUCAGGCGCCGGGCAGGACCAGCCACCGCACUUGGUCCUCGUGCUGGCUGACGACUUGGGCUGGAACGACGUGGGCUUCCAUGGGUCGCGCCUCCGCACGCCGCACCUAGAUGCGCUGGCGGCCGGCGGGGUGCGGCUGGACAAUUACUACACGCAGCCGCUCUGCACGCCGUCGCGGAGCCAGCUGCUCACCGGCCGCUACCAGAUCCACACAGGUUUACAGCAUCAGAUAAUCUGGCCCUGUCAGCCCAGCUGUGUUCCUCUGGAUGAAAAGCUCCUGCCCCAGCUCCUCAAGGAAGCAGGCUAUGCUACCCACAUGGUUGGAAAGUGGCACCUGGGAAUGUAUCGGAAAGAAUGCCUUCCCACCCGACGGGGAUUUGACACCUACUUUGGAUAUCUCCUAGGUAGUGAAGAUUACUUCUCCCAUGAGCACUGUGUGUUCAUUAAGGCUUUGAACGUCACACGAUGUGCUCUUGAUUUUCGAGAUGGUGAAGAAGUUGCAACAGAAUAUAAAAACAUGUAUUCAGCAAACAUAUUCGCCAACAGGGCUAUAUCCCUCAUAGCUAACCAUCCUCCAGAGAAGCCUUUGUUUCUCUACCUGGCUCUCCAGUCUGUCCACGAGCCCCUUCAGGUCCCGGAGGAAUACUUGAAACCCUAUGACUUCAUUCGUGAUAAGAACAGGCGUCUUUAUGCAGGGAUGGUGUCCCUCAUGGAUGAAGCAGUAGGAAAUGUCACUGCAGCCUUAGAAAGUCACGGGCUGUGGAACAACACGGUGUUCAUUUUCUCCACAGACAAUGGAGGGCAGACCCUAGCUGGAGGUAACAACUGGCCCCUUCGAGGAAGAAAGUGGACCCUUUGGGAAGGCGGCAUCCGAGGCGUAGGCUUUGUUGCAAGCCCCUUGCUGAAGCAGAAGGGUGUAAGAACCCGUGAGCUCAUCCACAUCUCCGACUGGCUGCCCACAUUGGUGAAGCUGGCUGGUGGCAGCACCCAAGGUACCAAGGCCCUGGACGGCUUCAACGUAUGGGAAACCAUCAGUGAAGGAAGCCCGUCGCCCAGAGUGGAGCUACUGCAUAACAUCGACCCGUACUUUGUGGACCCCUCACCAUGUCCCAACAAUGGCACAGCUCCAGCAAAAGAUGAUUAUUCUCUUCUAGAAUAUUCAACCUUUAACACAUCUGUCCAUGCUGCAAUCAGACACAGAAACUGGAAACUCCUGACCGGGUUCCCAGGUUGUGGAUCCUGGUUCCCCCCACCCUCUGAACACAGUGUUUCUGAGUUGCAUUCAUCGGACCACCCCACCAAGUCCCUGUGGCUCUUUGAUAUUGACCAGGACCCAGAAGAAAGGCACGACCUGUCGGGAGAACACCCUCACCUUGUCAGGCAGCUACUCCGCAGGCUGCAGUUCUACCAGAAGCACUCCGUGCCCGUGCACUAUCCGGCCCAGGACCCACGCUGCGACCCCAAGGCCACUGGUGCCUGGGGCCCCUGGAUGUAGGAUUUCAGGGAGGCAGGAAUGUCUUCGUGUUGCACGCUAGCCUUCAGGCUUUGACUACCGUGUCAUUUGUUCUCUCCCUAUCCCACCCCGGCCCACUUGGCUCUUUUCUUGCACCCAUAAUACACAAGGGAGUCCACUUUCAACCCCUGAUGCGGCUCAGACCUUGACAGUGUAGAGGUCUUGUGCUGCUGGCCCAAGCUAUGGCAAGUGGGUGGCUGGCUCAGCCCCUCUUCCCAGCUAUGGGGCAGCCGGGGACUUGAUGCUGGACUUCUCAUUCAGUCUCAGAGGCUAGAGCAGCUAGCUAUUUUUGCCUCACAAGUCAGACAUUAGAGUUCCUGCUGCCAACAGUGGGUUUCAUUGGAGUGACUCACAUUUCUUGCAAUAAGUGAAGGGAACAGGCAGACAGUUGCUGGGUUCUGUUGGCCAGGGGCUCCCCCAUCCACAGGUGGUGAUGACCUCCUCAGCUCACGGCUCACCCACACAUCUCAUCAUGGAGUGGAAGGCCCGUUUCUCAAAGGCCAGCAAUGCAGUGUGCCAACAUCUUAGUUUGGGUGCUUAAAAUAAAGAAAUGUGUUUUUAUCCUAAAAUUUCCCCCCAGCCAUUGCUCAUUCUGUCUAGACUUGCUGCCACCCCCAGCUCCUCUCUGGCUCUCAUUUUGCCUUUCCUCUUGACUUCAGUGUCUGGUGCCUGGGAACCUGCCUCACUGCUCCACUCUUAGCUGAGCCCUGACUUCCCUUAGCUCCUAAUGUUGAAGCCACAGUCCUCUCCAGAGAAUGUGGCCGGGGUCAUGCUGUGAUCAUGGCCCUGGAGGACCCAGGGGGACUGGGGGUUCAGGGGGCCUAUGUGUCUGAGGCUUCAACAUCAAUUUCCUAAAUUGCAUGAAAGCUCUCCAUCAUGUCUGUGGCUCUUUCUCCUUACUCAAGACCAGGUACGCUUCUGUUCCUAGUGUUGAAGGGAAACCCCAGGGAAGGGUCAUUACGUUCUGAAAUGGGUACUUGGCCUGAGUUGAGCAGAGGUUUGCCUCUGUGUUUCAUUCUCUGCCUGCUUGAAUUGGAGACCUGCAGUUAAAGAAAGCAGGUGUACAGUUUGACCUGCAGCCCUUUCUCAGACUCAACAACAUCCUGCUAAGGUGGGGCAUUCAGAUCAGCUACAAAGUAUCACGGGGCAGAUGCUAUGCUUUCUCCACUAUCUCCGCUGCUCAGUUCACUGCUUAUCCCCAGUGCCUGGGACAGCACAUAGGACAAAGAAGACAGCACAUGUUUUAAAAUGAAUGAGCAAAUGAGAAAAGGAAAAAGCCUCAUACCUUGAGAGGUGCUCACCCAGUGCGCUGAACACAGGGGUAACAUCAGUAUCUUUCAACCACUGCUGUCCUCUUUGCUGUUGCAUAACGAGGCAGUCGUAGGGUAUACAAAAGCAUGGCUGUGGUGUCCUCUCCAGGGGACAGAAAGGAACUGGCCCUGUUGAGACUAUCUCUUGCCAACAAUCCUCAUUUCCAUUCUUCAGAGGACCUUAGAAACUAAAACCAUAAAAUAAUGUGAUUUAGGUCUUGAUUGUGUAGCCAUCUUUUGAUUCAGUAGCAGUGUUUCCAGGUCACAAUUUCCUUGUAUUGUAUUGAAACAAGAUUAUUGGGAGGAAAUGGUGCUAAAACUGGUAACAUCUGUUUCCAGCCUUAGCCCAGUUGCCGAGUCAGCAAACAGCUGGGCAAAUGCCAUCUCGCACUCCAAAGCUUGGGGCAGAUAGUAAGGACUGAGCCUGGUUGUCCUGUUUUCUUUCCACUUGUGUUCCCAUUAUUAAUGUUCUAAGAUUGGAGGUCACCACUACAGGACACCUGUUGGUGCUCCCUGCUGUGGUGACCCUCAACAGCUGUCGCCAGUUCCUUGGUUGUCCUUGACUGUCGUGUAAGCUAUGUUCCACAUUCAGUGGAUUUAAAGAAUUCUAGGGCUGGGGAUUUAGCUCAGCGGCAUAAGUGCCUGCCUUGCAAGCAGGUAGUCAUGAGUUCAAUCCCCGGCACUGAUAAAAAAGAAAAAGACAAAAAAAUAAAAUAAAAUAAAAAAUUAAAGAAAAAGAAUUCUAGUGAUUUUGUUUUUAGAAAAGCAUAUUGAGGUUGUAUUUUAUCUAUAGUAGAAUAGAACUCAUUAGAUUUUCUUAUUCACGUAAGAUGAGAAGAUUCACAUUGUCAUUAGAAGUAUUAACGUUAUUCCUUUCCAAACUUGUUUACCUUUAAAUAAAGUUUUAUUUAAUUAUUAACUAGUUUAUCUCUGUUACUACAUGACUGUUCUAGAUUAGAGGGACAAAAUAAAGUUAAUAUUUUCAAAACGAUAUCAGCCAUAGAUUUGGGCCUUCCACUGGGACAAUGACAAAAUUCUGGAGCUAACGAGAGCUGCACAACACUGUGAAUGCACUUCAUGUCACUGUCUUGUACAUUUAACAAUGGUGAAAAUGGGACUUUUUAUUGUAAUUUUUAAAUUUGCCAGUGUUACAGUUUAUGACAUCAAUAAAUCUUAAAAUAUAGCAAUAUCAGCUAAAAUAAUGUGUUUAUAAUGUGCAUUAUAAAAUAAGGUAUUUGCGGGAGGUCAAGAAAAGGUAGGAGAGAAAACAAAUUGUGUUUUCUUUUGCUGCCCAUAAUAAACUUAUCUCCAAAUCUA